CGAAGAUAGAAGGACAAAAUAGGGGGAAAGGAAAAAACAAGAUUGGAGUUCGUUAGAGAGAAGAUCCAGAGCAGCAGCCAGAUGAAUCCAUUAAGCAAAUUUGUCCAAGAUCUGACAAAAUAUUAUUGAUAAUUGAUGUUGUGUUUUACAGUUCCUGUACUUUUCUGACUGCCAAUCUCUGCAAUCUGAGUUCAAACUUCUUCACCGAUCGGAAUCGGAUCCUCCCGCCGUCUUCGAAGCAUCCGGCGAGCGUGAGAGAGAGAGAGGUGGGGUUCUGGUUUAGGGCACAGCGUAAAUGGAUGAGGUGAUGACGGUUGGGGAUGCGGUCUCGUCUUCCAUUAAAACGUCGUCGUCUUCACUGGCACCGGCCCCUGUGCUCGCUUCCAACCUCCCUCUCCUCUCCGCGUUCCUCGCCGGCGCCAUUGCCCAGUUUCUAAAGCUCUUUACCACCUGGUAUAAGGAAAGAAAAUGGGAAUCUAAACGGAUGAUUGAUUCUGGCGGAAUGCCUUCAUCUCACUCUGCAACUGUCACAGCUUUGGCUAUUGCUAUUGCCCUGCAGGAUGGAUCCGGAGGACCCGCUUUCGCCGUCGCCGUGGUCUUUGCAUGUGUCGUAAUGUAUGAUGCUUCGGGUGUUAGACUUCAUGCUGGUCGUCAAGCCGAGUUGCUAAACCAAAUAGUUUGUGAGUUUCCUCCCGAGCAUCCUUUGUCCAGUAUUAGACCAUUGCGAGAUUCACUUGGGCAUACUCCACUUCAGGUUGUUGCAGGUGCUGUGUUGGGAUGUCUAGUAGCUUAUUUAACCAGAAAUUAAAAUUAAAUAAUCGAAUUUGAUCAUGGGGAUCAACUACAACAUAUGAUCCAUAGGAUGCGCUCGAACCUCGAAAGAAAGUGUAAAGAAAAAAAAAAGGGGUGCUGCUAAGGUAUUGGACUGGGUUAUUCUUCUUCCAUAAUUGGAUUCAGAUCAAUACAGAAAUGAAUAUAUUCUUUGUUUCCGGCCUCGUUAUUGCCAGUCUUUAUAA
Messenger RNA from Momordica charantia (bitter melon), 1016 nucleotides. RefSeq lists its product as uncharacterized. Lineage: Eukaryota; Viridiplantae; Streptophyta; Magnoliopsida; Cucurbitales; Cucurbitaceae. The record is from RefSeq and is a predicted model, not a curated record.